Messenger RNA from Linepithema humile (Argentine ant), 747 nucleotides. RefSeq names its product ATP synthase, delta subunit (gene ATPsyndelta). Gene Ontology annotation, molecular function: proton-transporting ATP synthase activity, rotational mechanism. Gene Ontology annotation, biological process: proton motive force-driven ATP synthesis. The record is from RefSeq and is a predicted model, not a curated record. Lineage: Eukaryota; Metazoa; Arthropoda; Insecta; Hymenoptera; Formicidae.
UUAUGCCUUAUGCUUUAUGUAAAAAUCUGUGCUCCGGCCUUUACUCGCACUCGGCAUACAUUUAUAAUACUUGUAGUAUCUAAACGUGAAUAUCGACAAGCACGGAAUUGUACGCGUGUAGAGAUGGCCAGUUUUACUCGCAAAUUGCGCCCUUACUUGAAACGUGUCCACAAUCAAUGGAGAACCUACGCAGAUGCGCCAGCCAGUGAUCAAAUGAAGUUUACAUUUGCUGGUGCCAAUCAGGUGUUCUAUGAUCAAACUGCAAUUCGUCAAGUUGAUGUACCUUCUUUCUCGGGUGCUUUUGGCAUUCUACCUAAACAUGUACCCACAUUGGCGGUGUUAAAGCCUGGAGUAGUUACAGUGUAUGAAGAAGGUGGCUCAACUAAGAAGGUUUUUGUCUCAUCCGGCACAGUUACCAUAAAUGAAGAUAAUAGUGUACAAAUUUUAGCAGAGGAAGCUCAUCCAAUAGAAAACUUUGAUAGUUCAGCAGCAAGAGACAUCCUUAGCAAAGCACAACAACAGCUUUCCUCGGCAUCAUCAGACAAAGAUAAAGCAGAAGCAGCUAUUGCAGUUGAAGUCGCUGAGGCUCUUGUGCAAGCUACCCAAUAAAUAUAAGUAAUAUAGAAUAAUGUAUGCUUCAUCCAGAUUAUCGACUUUAGAAAUGUGUUCAGCACUUAUAUCAUAUUGCUGUAUAACAAUGAAAUAAUAAAAAUAUGUUAAAUGAUAUAUAUUUUUGAUUAAAACAAA